Elaeis guineensis (African oil palm) is the source of this 1486-nucleotide messenger RNA. Its product is annotated as putative E3 ubiquitin-protein ligase SINA-like 9. The record is from RefSeq and is a predicted model, not a curated record. Gene Ontology annotation, molecular function: zinc ion binding. NCBI's taxonomy places the organism in Eukaryota, Viridiplantae, Streptophyta, Magnoliopsida, Arecales, Arecaceae.
CCUACGUGUAACGAUUAACCGCUGGGACGCUGAGGCGGUGAUGCCCUCCUCUUCGCCGGUGAAAGGCUCGAAGCGCUUGAAAUUACCAACGGAGAACGAAGAAGAAGGCGAGUCCUUCAAGCCUCCAUUUUAUUUCAUUAAGGAUUGCGAUCGAACGGGCUGAGGUCAUGGCGAGGUUCUCGUUGGAAGACGAGGAGGAGGAGAUGGCUGACGGCAGGAGGAGGAAGAAGAGGAGUGGAGGAGCGGAGGAGAUCGAUCGAAGAAGUCCCAAAAGGGGCAAGAAAUUAAAGACGAAAGGAAAGAAGGAGAUGGGAAACGAGGUAGAAGGGGAGGAGGAGGCGGAGGUGGCGGCCGUGGAGGAGGAAGGAGGAGAAGGGGGAGAUGUGGAAGAAGAGGAGGAGGAGGAGGAGAAGGAGGCGGAGCAAGGAGAUGGGGGUAUGUCUUUUGGGAAGGAGAACGGCGAUGGAGUUAGCGUCAGGAUAGAUCCUGAUGUUCUUGAUUGCUCCAUCUGCUAUGAGCCCCUGCGCCCGCCUCUAUUCCAGUGUUCAAAUGGGCAUGUUGCAUGCUGUUCUUGCUGGUCCAAGCUUGAUCAUAAGUGCUACCUCUGCUCCCAUGAAAUCAGCUUCAGCCGCAAUCUAGCACUUGAGAAGAUUGUCGAGUCUAUUAAAAUUUCUUGCCGUCAUGCCAAAUAUGGUUGCAGGAGAACUAUCAACUACACGCAGAGAGAUCAUCAUGAAGAAACAUGUAUUUAUGCACCAUGCCACUGCCCUGUUUCUGAUUGCACAUACAGCGGGUCUACAGUGAUGCUAUCAGCACAUUUUAGUAGCAAACAUAGCAAGUCUUCUAAGAGAUUCUGCUAUGGUCAGCCCUUUAAAGUUAACUUGAAGCCAAUGGAGCCAUUUUUUGUCCUCCAGGGCGAAGAUGGUCAUCUCUUCCUCCUCCUUAACAAUAGGGAUGUGGCCGUGGGUUAUGCCCUUUCAGUUGCCUGUAUCCGACCAGACACUCCGGAGUUCAAUUUCUCUUAUAAACUUACAGCAAGUGGUAAGGAAAGUUCUGUCAGGUUGAAGGCUUCCACAACAAAUAUUAAAGAAUGGAAGGGGGUUUAUCCUACCAAGGCUUUUCUUUUGGUUCCCCAUGACCUUUUUUAUUCCUCUGGGAUAAUGCUACUGGAUGUUUGUAUUAGGAAAUCAAAUCUUGUGCUCUAAAUUAACCAUGCCCUCUUAUGUUUAAUUUCAGAUCAUCUCUAGGUGCUGUAAAUAGCUUGGACCAACUCUUCAAUCUCUGUAAUUAGUGUUGUAUUAAGCCUUCAAGAAUGAAACUGGAACAGUGGAACUAUGCAUAAUUUGUUCAGAUUAUCUGUGAGGGCUGUAAAUAGUUCAGAUGAACUUUUGAAUUUCUGUAACUGGUGUUGUAUUAUAUCUUCAUGAGUGAAACUCAAAUGAUGUAUCAUUUGUAUAUGGAAAGCUUUAGGAAGCUUUAUAUAAAU